AUGGCCCGUCGUCCCGCGAGAUGCUACCGCUACUGCAAGAACAAGCCCUACCCUAAGUCCCGGUUCAACCGUGGUGUUCCCGAUCCCAAGAUCCGUAUCUUCGAUCUCGGUCGUAAGAAAGCCAACGUGGACGACUUCCCCACCUGCGUCCACCUGGUCUCCAACGAGUACGAGCAGCUGUCCUCGGAGGCUCUCGAAGCCGCCCGCAUUUGCGCCAACAAGUACCUCGUCAAGAUCACCGGUAAGGAAGGAUUCCACCUCCGUGUCCGUGUGCACCCCUUCCACGUCGUCCGUAUCAACAAGAUGUUGUCGUGCGCCGGAGCCGAUCGUCUGCAGACCGGUAUGCGUGGUGCCUUCGGUAAGCCCAACGGCAGCGUUGCCCGUGUGAACAUCGGCCAGAUCAUCCUGUCGGUCCGCACCCGUGACUCCAACCGUGCCGCCGCCAUCGAGGCUCUCCGCCGCUCCAUGUACAAGUUCCCCGGCCGCCAAAAGAUCAUUGUCUCCAAGAACUGGGGCUUCACCCCCGUCCGUCGCGAGGAGUACGUCCAGCUGCGCCAGGAGGGCAAGCUCCGCCAGGACGGUGCCUACGUUCAGUUCCUGCGUGGCCACGGUCUGGUUGAGGAGAACAUGAAGCGCUUCCCCGACGCCUACGAGAACGUUUCUCAGGCUUAG
This is a messenger RNA of Penicillium alfredii, 672 nucleotides long. RefSeq names its product 60S ribosomal protein uL16. The transcript is spliced from 3 exons. Gene Ontology annotation, cellular component: ribosome; cytosolic large ribosomal subunit. Bases 1 to 672 code for a protein of 223 amino acids. The record is from RefSeq and is a predicted model, not a curated record. Lineage: Eukaryota; Fungi; Ascomycota; Eurotiomycetes; Eurotiales; Aspergillaceae. Gene Ontology annotation, molecular function: structural constituent of ribosome. Gene Ontology annotation, biological process: ribosomal large subunit assembly; translation.